AUGGAAAUCAAAACAUCGACUACUAAUAAUAAACUUGAUUCUAAGAAAAAAUCAUCAUCAAAUAUCGAACAUCUUGAAACAUUUAUAAUAGUUUGGUUAGAUUCAAAUAUUAAUAAAAAUCAACUAUUACAAAAACUUUUGCAUCAAUAUAUAACAUAUGUUGUUACAUUCAAUGAUUUAAAACUAUGCGAACAAUGGUUAAAAACUCGUUUAACCAAUGAAAAAAUUCUUUUUAUUGUAUCCGGUGCAUUAGGACGAAAAACUAUUCCUAAUAUUCAUCAAUUACAUCCAAUUGUUGCGAUUUAUGUAUUUUGUUUACAUCCAGAAUAUCAUACAAUAUGGACUAGAAAUUAUUCGAAAAUACAUGGAAUUAUUUCGGAAUCAAAUAUACUUUUACAACAAAUAUCAAAUGAUUUAAUUUAUUUGGAAAAUAUUGAAAAUUUAAAAACAAUUAAAAUUUUUACAGAUUAUCAUCGUCGUACGAGAAUUGUUGAUCCUGAAAUUGCGUCAUUUUUAUGGUAUCAAUUUUUUCUUGAAAUUCUUCUCUCAACAUCCUGUUUACAUUCGUCGCCUUCGUCUAUUGAAUUAAAUGAAAUACUUCGUCGAUAUUCUUUAAAUGAUGGAGAAUGUUUAGAUUUAAUUGAAGAAUUCGAACAGACAUAUGAUAAACAACAAGCUAUAAUAUGGCUUAUAAAUAAUACUAUAUUAACACGUGUUUUAAAUAAAGCAAUACGUGAAGAGAAUAUUUCCAUGCUUUUUUAUCUUCGUUUUUUUCUUAUUGAUAUUUAUAAUCAAUUGAGAGAUCAUCAAUUGGAUUCAGCACAUGUUUAUCAAAGACAAUUAAUGACAUUAGAAAAUAUUGAAAAUAUUAAAAUAAAUUCAAAUCAAUAUUUAAUUUUCAACGGAUUUCUUAUAACUUCAAUAAAUAAACCUGCGGAGUUUUUGUUGAGUGAUAUUAAUGAUAAUCAAUAUCAAACUGUUCUUAUAGAAAUUGAUGCAAAAAAUCGAAAGGGGUCAAUACCAUUUGCAUCCAUUCAACAAAUGACUAAUACGAAUAAUGAUUCAGAUAUUCUUUUUAUGUGUGGUGCUAUAUUUAAAAUUAUUUCAUUUACAAAUAAUUAUAAUUCAACGUGGACUCUUCAAUUAUCUUUGGUUAGUGAUAGAGAUUUGAAUAUAUUACUGGAUAGAAAACAAAAAUUCCAACAAAGUAAAGAUUUAUUCAUGAUUGUUGAUUUAUUAGAUCAUUGUAAUCAACAAGACAAAGCCAAUAUCUAUUGUCAACAUCUUCUACAACAAUUAUCUUCUGAUCAUGUUUUAAUACCUCAUCUAAAGAAAAGAUUGCAUAUGGAUGCAAAAAUUCUACCAGGUAUUGCACUACAGUGA
Messenger RNA from Adineta steineri, 1383 nucleotides. NCBI's taxonomy places the organism in Eukaryota, Metazoa, Rotifera, Eurotatoria, Adinetida, Adinetidae. The record is from the annotation of a GenBank genome assembly.